Chinchilla lanigera (long-tailed chinchilla) is the source of this 2090-nucleotide messenger RNA. RefSeq names its product ORMDL sphingolipid biosynthesis regulator 1 (gene Ormdl1). Bases 119 to 580 code for a protein of 153 amino acids. Gene Ontology annotation, cellular component: endoplasmic reticulum membrane. The transcript has 4 exons. NCBI's taxonomy places the organism in Eukaryota, Metazoa, Chordata, Mammalia, Rodentia, Chinchillidae. Gene Ontology annotation, biological process: negative regulation of ceramide biosynthetic process; ceramide metabolic process; intracellular sphingolipid homeostasis. The record is from RefSeq and is a predicted model, not a curated record.
CGGCCGGGACUGCUUCCGUCCGCAGCGCCCUGCCGGAGCAGGGUGUGAGGAAACGCUCCUCCAGCUGCCGAGGUAUUCCGCGCCGCGCCAGCAGCCUGCAGCGGGCGGCGGUGCAAACAUGAAUGUUGGAGUUGCCCACAGUGAGGUGAAUCCAAAUACUCGGGUAAUGAACAGCCGGGGUAUGUGGCUGACAUAUGCGUUAGGAGUUGGCUUGCUUCAUAUUGUCUUACUCAGCAUUCCUUUCUUCAGUGUUCCUGUUGCUUGGACUUUAACAAAUAUUAUACAUAAUCUGGGGAUGUAUGUGUUUUUACAUGCAGUGAAAGGAACACCUUUUGAAACUCCUGACCAGGGUAAAGCAAGACUUCUAACUCAUUGGGAACAACUGGACUAUGGAGUACAGUUUACAUCUUCACGGAAAUUUUUCACAAUUUCACCAAUAAUUCUAUAUUUUCUGGCAAGUUUCUAUACGAAGUAUGAUCCAACUCACUUCAUCCUAAACACAGCGUCUCUCCUGAGUGUGCUUAUUCCCAAAAUGCCACAACUACAUGGUGUUCGGAUCUUUGGAAUUAAUAAGUAUUGAAAGGUUUUAAAACUGAACAAAAAAUUUUUACAGCUACUGAGUUUCCGAUAAGGAAGGAGUAGUUAGUAAACUGCACUGUUUCUGUGAUAAUGUGAAAUGGAGGUAUUUGCAUUGAGAGGCCAGUUGCUGGUUUUUCAUAUGCUGUCUUGAAGUGCAGAAUUCUAAAAGAUGCCUCUGUUUAAAGCAUCUGGUACAUUUCUGAAGAGAGGCUUUAUUGGCAAGCUGGGCAGGCCCAGCUUAUAAAUUAAUGGCAAUACAGUGAGGGUGUAGUAGAUAAAUCCAAGGAAAUAGAAGAUUUGUAAGCAAAUAGGACCAACUUAACGUACAGUGAAUGGGCAUUAGGUUAUGAAAAGACAAUUUCCAAUCAGUCACAGACAGUUUAAGGAGGCUUACAUGUGAAUGAGAAUCAUCUCUAUACAUGUUUAUUAUAGGUUGUUUUUAUUACCAUACGUGUUCCUCGUAUAUGAGGAUUUAUGCCCUCUUGUUUCUAUAAGCCAGUUCCUACCUUAUAAGUAUGCUUUUUGGUUUUGCUGGCUAAAUAUUGUGUGUUGAUAGAUAAGGUCAGUUUUGCAUACAUUACAGAAUUUGUGAAAGUCCUCUUUCGUGAGUGGGGAUAGAAGAUACCAGGUAUCUUACAAGCAGCCUCUGAGUCAGCAUUCUAAUUUUGGAACAAAGUGGGUUUUACUGCUUUUCUAGAUACAAAGCUGCUAAACCGAUUAAGAAAAUAAUUUAUUUCAGCAGUUAAAGUAUAUAGUAGUUUAAAAGGGUCUACUUGGAUUGAGCAACCUAAUUGGUAAAGCCAUCAUUCUUUAGAAAAGAAAAUAUAAAAUAACUAUGUAGCCCCCUGUGGUUGCAGAAAAUGCUUCUCUAGCAAUAGUACCAAAGGAAGCAAUAGAGUCCUUUUUUUUAGCAAAUCUGCAGUAAAAGAUAACGUCGUCUUUUUUUAUUCCUCCUGCUGUCAAGUUUCAUAGUUUCCCAUUAAUAUUUUGCCUUUAAAAAUGUGGGUUUUAGUGUAGACGUUACCAAAGGGUAACUAUUUCCAGAGCAAUGACCAUGUUAAAUUUUUAUGACUUAAGGAAGCUUCCUCUGGUUGUUAAUCUUAAUUGCAAGAAAUAACUAUAUACUACUUGGAAAAGUAAACACAUCCAAAAAACAAAGUUCUGACAUAGAAUGAUCAUAAAAUUCAGUAACAUUUAUAAACAAAAUUGAGUGAAAAGAGUUGUAGACCAACUUAAAAGUCAAUUUGUGUCAAUAAACUUAGGAAUAGCGAUCAUUGUUUUGUAUUUCAAAAGUAUAGAGCUUAGAAAUCACUUGUAUGAUACAAAGUUGCCUUUGUACGUUUGUCUUUUCCCAUGUAUUUUUAAAUAAUUGGUAAUCUAUACUUUAAUAAAAUUUUUCUUUGGUGUAAGAUUAUUUCAAAAGCUUUCCAAUUCAAUCAUCUAAACUAUACUGACAUUUUUCAAGUUUUUUUUAAAGAACUGAAUUUGUAAAAUUAAAAUAACUAAAAAUA